GGACGCGGCAAAUCUUGACGAUGGACGCGCGCGGUAGCAGCAUGGGCCCGGUCGAGCGCGAGGUCAUGGCGCUCAUCAUGCUCAUCGCCCAGGAAGCCAGCGCAACGAAGCUGGCCUUGCUCGAGGACCAGCUCGAGCGCCUGCCCGCGACGCCCACCGAGUACCUCUGGACGAGCUACGCCGUCGCCGUCGUCCACACCAUGCUGCAGGGCCGGUCAGUGUCGCCGCCGACGAUCGAGCGCGGACUCGGAGCGCUCUACAAGCUCUUUACACGCUGCAAGCUCGGGCCGCUCGAGACGACCCCGGACCUCUUCGUCGCCAUGAUCAAGACGUUGCUCGUCUACUUGCCGCCAUUAGAGAACCCGAACGCAUCGAGCGUCCUCACCGAAGACGGGCGUAUGUGUAUCGUGCAAUGCAUCGGUCUCCUUGCGUCCCGAACUGCGCCGGCAUCCUUCUUUACGCUCCCGACCGACGAGCUCAUCGAGGUGGCCUUUCUGACGGUAGCGUACUUGUUGCAGCAAGCCGAGAAGGAAGUCGCGCGCGCAUCGCGCGUCCAAGCGCUCGACUCGCUACUCGCACUCCUUCGGUCCAUUGACAACGUGGACGUCGUGGCGCUGCUCCUUCCUGGUGUCGUCGCCAAGUUGCUCCAGCUCACCCACCACGCCGACUACAAGUGGGGCUCCAAAGUCCCGGCCAAAGCGCUCGAGUGCUUACGCGAGGUUCUCUUCCUGGGCUUGCGCGACAGUCGGUGGACACACCUCGUGUCGAAACCAGAGUUCACCUUGGCGGCAGCGCUGUCUCCAUUCCCCACAACAACAACAACAACGUCGUCGUCGGCGCCUCUGCCCAACACGUCCAAGCCCCAAGUCGACCGGUCCCGCGCCUGGCUCGAGACGACUCAAGUCAACAUGCAGAUCGCGCUCGACCUCAUUUGCCGCUCGCAGCGGCACCACGCCAAGCCGCGCGUGCGCAUCGCUCUCGUCGGCCUCUGCAGCGUCGUGGUCCGUGAUUGCCGCUGGUCGCUCGCACCAAGCUUCUUCUCGGCGUUUGAGGCGCUUUUGAGUUUGAGUUUGGACCCGAUCCUUGAUGUGCAAACCUCCGCACGGCAAGCCCUCGAGCAAUUCCACGCCGCCAUGAGCGACGACGAAGGUCUUUGGCUCCAGCGCCAUGCCACGGCACGCGUCGUCUCGCACUUGCGCGAUCUCGCGAAAAAGUGCGCGACCGACGUCGAGAUGGAGGCCGAGGCGUGCGCGACGCUGCAGCUCGUCCUCGCUUACGACCAGAGCACUUCCAUUGCUUUUGAUGCAGUGCUGCACGAGGUGCUGCGUGCGAUGACGACCGUUCUCCGCAUCGACCACGUGGACGCCCACGUGCUCGCCCACGAAAGCCGGUCUCGACCGACGGCGACGGUCACGUUUGCCUACUACCGCAAGCGGUUCGUGCACGUGCGCUCGGACGCCGCGGUUCGCUUGGCGACCCAAGUGCUUCGACGCAUCGGCGCCCGCGGCGCGACGCUGAUCUGGAUCGACCAUCUCAUGGCGCAGCUCCGCGACGAGUCGGAGCGCUCGACCGAGCUGCUUCUGGUCCUCAACCACUUUGUGCUCGGCGCUGCCCACAGUGGUGUCACGUCGCCGGCCGACAAGCCGUCCCUUUCGGUUCAGAACGUCGGGUACUUGCUCGACCAGCUCCUGCACCUGCCGCAGUGGACGACGCUGCCGAUGGCAACCCAUUUUGGAGGCCAACCGCUGCGUCUCCCGGGUGCGGCCUUUGAUUCGGAGGAAACGACGAGCGUUCUCUUGGAGAUUCUCGGCAGCUGCGCCGAAGCGCUCGAAUUGGCCUUCCAGCCGCUGCUCAUGCACGUGCUGUACCCGAUCGCGGAGCACUUGGCGGGCCACAGCAGCGUCGUGCACCAAGCGGCGACGGCGACGCUCCAGCGCCUGGCGUUCCACUGCGCGUACGACGACGUGCCGGCCUUGCUGCACGGCAACAUGGAUUACGUCAUCGACAUGCUCUGCGCCCGCCUCCAGCAGCUCGACGCGUACCCGCACACGCCGUUCGUCGUCGAGGGACUCUUGGCGCACGCCGGGUCGACACCGCUGCCGCUCUUGCACGACGCGGUUCAGAGCGUCCUGCGCAGCGUCGACCGCUACGUCUCGAGUGCCCACAGCGCCGGCCUCUUGCGCGUCAUGAAGGUCAUUGUGACGACGGCGCCGCCCAGCGAAGACACUUUGACCGAGACACCACCUCGUCCCUCCAAACUCGAUGCGUUCCUAAAGGAGAUGAAAACGCUCUUCGACCCGACCAUGGGCGUGCCCGAUGACGCGGCCAGCGAAGCGCAGCUCGAUGCGAUGCUCAAUGAGAACGACGACGACGACUCGGCUGUCCUCGAGCGCAAGAUGAAGGCUGCGAUGCCGGUGGAGCACGAGCCCGAGGCGGACGCGAGCGACGCCAUCAUGCGCGACCUUGUCAAGGACAUUCUUGUGCGGUCCUCGUACUUUAUGGCCGCCCCCGACGUGGCCACGAGCUGUUUGGCGAGCUCGGUGCUGGCCCACGCGGUGCUGCUUCUGCCGCUUAACGACCUCCGGCCCGUCGCCGCGCGCGUGUGGCCGGCCGUGCUCAAGCGCAUGGAAAGUCCCGCCAAGCCUGUGGUGCUCGCGGCACUGCACUGCCUCUCGGCCCUCGCGGCGCGCUGCGGCGACUUUCUCGCCGACCGGUUUGUGUCAGAGGCGUGGCCGGUCAUGCGCCCGCUCUUGCACGUCGUCGAUGCGUCGGCGAUGUUUCCGGUCGUGACGCGCCACGAUUUGACUAUGGCCGAUGGCGAGAUGAUGAGCUCGACGCAUUCGCUCACGCACCAGAUCCACGCGCAGUGCCUCGAGUGCUUGCGCCGCAUGUGCUCCGCGUCCUUGGCGUUCGAGUCGAUUCUAAUGGACGUGGCGCGCGUGACGUGUCCGAUGCUGCGCGCAUCGGCCAGUGCGUCGCUGCAAGAGGCCGCGCGCCGACUCUUCCUCGCGAUGGCGGCACUCAAUGGCGACGCGCUCUUCCCGCUGCUCGCCGACUUGGGGAGCUGGGCGUUGCCAGCACCACCGACUGAGGCGUUCCCAGCCUUCACGCCGACGGCCGUCAAGAACGUCAAACAUCCCGUCUCGACGUCAGCUUCCACCGCCGCGUACACGGCCAACGCGCGCGAGCUCCUGCGCUGCAUGCACGCGUAG
Molecule: messenger RNA, 3212 nt
Organism: Saprolegnia parasitica CBS 223.65
Lineage: Eukaryota; Oomycota; Saprolegniomycetes; Saprolegniales; Saprolegniaceae
Exons: 4
Coding region: 21-3212 (1063 amino acids)
Biological process (GO): chromatin remodeling
Cellular component (GO): cytoplasm
Source: RefSeq, a predicted model, not a curated record